AUGGGUAACGAUCAGUCCCAAGCCAGUACCCAGCAGGGCGAGAAGGUGCUGGAUUACUACGAGCUACUGCAAGUGUCGGAAGAAGCGACCGGGGAAGAGAUCAAGAGGGCCUAUCGCAAGCUAGCCCUCGUCCAUCAUCCAGACAAGAACCCAGACCGAGUGGAAGAGGCCACAAAAUUCUUUGCAGAUCUCCAGGCGGCAUACGAGAUCCUCUCUGAUCCAAACGAAAGAGCAUUCUACGACUCGCAUCGAAAUACGACCGUCAUCACCGACGAAGAUCUGUAUGACCAUGUACGCUCAGGGAAGACCAAGGAGGAUGUCAAGCGGCGGCAGGGAGAGCCAGGGGUCAGGCUGGAGCAGCUUAUGCGCUUCUUUGAGCCGAAGCUGGGCAAAAGGCUCGAUGACAGCAACGAGGGAUUCUUCUCAGUGUAUCGGAAUCUCUUUGCACUCCUGGCAUCGGACGAAAGCCUUCACUCCAGCGAGGCGAUAGUGUACCCAUCAUUUGGCGAUUCGCAGACUCCAUACGCUCCCCCGCCCGGUAUGCCCCGCGCGGAACGUCUCUCGCUGCCCUGGGUUCGUGACUUUUACGCGGUCUGGACGGAGUUUGUCACCUCGAAGGGGUUCGAGUGGGUGGGGAAAUGGGACGUCGAACGGGGGGAUGACCGUGGCAUCAGGCGAUUGAUGGAGAAGGAGAACAAGAAGGUCCGCGAGGACUAUCGGAGAGAGUACAACGACGCAGUCAGAAAACUCGCCUUGUUCAUACAAAAUCGCGAUCCCCGCUACAAAUCCUACCUCAAGACGCAGGCUCAACGAAAGUCGGCCGCCAAGGUCGCUCCUGCGCAGCCCAUACCAGCCGCUCGUGCACCAUCCCCGACGGACGACUUUGAGGAGCAGGAUUGGCAACGUCUCCGGCAUAGCAGCGACGAAGAAGGGAGUGAGAACGAGGGGGAGGAAGAGGCAUUAGAGUGCGUUGCGUGCGCAAAGACAUUCCUGUCCGAAGCGAGUUGGGCGAAUCAUGAGAGGAGCAAGAAGCACAAACAGGCUGUGCAUAGAUUGCGGCAGGAGAUGGCAUUUGAGGAUGAGGCGCUCGACCUCUCACGAGAUCAAUCUGAUGAAGAGGAGUCGAACGGGGGUGAGCAAGGUCUGGAAAGGGGUAUGGCGGAUCUGUUACUCGAUGAAGACGCGGGCGCAGACGUGGCGGGUGAUGCUGCGAUGCAGGGCAAGGUCGCAGUUACUGAGGAUGCUUUCGAAGAAGCCAACGAACCGGACCCAGAAUCGGACCACCUGCUCGAGCCGGGCGCCGCCGAAACGGCUGAAUUGCCAGCCAUAGCGACUACCGAGAAGGCUUCCGGGGCGACGCCAGUCGAACGGAUGGAAGGGCCAUCGAAGCGAGAGAAGCGUCGAGCCAAAGAAGCCCAGAAGAAGGCGGAGGAGGCGGAGAGGCUGAAAGCGAGUAAGGGGAGGAACGGCCGGCAACAAACGGAAUCCGAUCUCGCUCCUGAUCAUGGAAAGGGAAGUCGGAGGGGGAAGCCGCCGUCGAGGAGUGAAACGCCUAUCCAACUGGCGAAACCACCUCAGGUCAAGAUGAAGAAGAAAGCUGCCGAGGCAGUCCCUGAAGUCACUGAGCUGGAUUUGCAGAAGGUGAUCCGAGGCAUCGAGGACAAGUGUGAAAAGCUCGAAGAUCGAUGGGCGAGCGAGUGGACCAACAUAAUGGCAAAGAUAUCUUCUAUACAGACUAUCCUCUGCCUUGGUUUGGGCCGAGUGUAUACGGAUCGAACUGCGCAGAUACAAUUGGCUUUGAUUUUGGUUCUGUCCAGAAAAUUCAAGGUCCCUAUAUCGGCUUUCGAUCCAGUCUGGGACAACUACGACCAGCAAAUACUGAGGAACUUACAGGUGGAAGUCUUGCAGGAGAAUCUGAUGGGUCGGCAUCGACUUGACCAGCCAACUCUGAUGUACAUGCCACAUACUGGCAAGCCUCUAUACGAAUCGAUCUUGUCCACCAACUAUUCUCCAUCCCUGACCGCCCACGUCCUCCUCGGAAACGAUCUAGCAGAUUACGUCCCACAUACAGCUCGCCCGACCAACACCGACUUUGAGAAGCCAAAGAAGAAACGCAAAGACAGAACGCCUGCGUCUGUCCCUCCAGAUAGUGUACUUGGGCGGCUCGGUGAGUACAUCUAUGGUCUGCGCUGA
This is a messenger RNA of Dioszegia hungarica, 2193 nucleotides long. RefSeq lists its product as uncharacterized. Gene Ontology annotation, cellular component: cytoplasm. Bases 1 to 2193 code for a protein of 730 amino acids. The record is from RefSeq and is a predicted model, not a curated record. The transcript has 9 exons. NCBI's taxonomy places the organism in Eukaryota, Fungi, Basidiomycota, Tremellomycetes, Tremellales, Bulleribasidiaceae. Gene Ontology annotation, molecular function: nucleic acid binding; zinc ion binding.